UUCCAACUGGCCCAAGAAGAGGAGACAUUCCCUGGGCUGUCAACUACAGUUAACAACUCCCAGUCACCAGAAGCUGUCGUCGUGGGUCUUAGUGGUGACAGUACCGAUCCUGGCAACAUCGUCUACAGCGGCAGUGGUGCUGACCUCAUUAACACCCCCGUCAUCCACAACAUUGAUAUCGGCCAGGAUCACCACAUCGAGGAUUAUCACGAUAAUAACAACUAUGACAGGAGCAACACUGCAGGGCUGGCGUAUGAUCAUGGCACAUAUCAGGAUGUUGUUAGCGCUGAGUUAG
Candidula unifasciata is the source of this 295-nucleotide messenger RNA. The record is from the annotation of a GenBank genome assembly. NCBI's taxonomy places the organism in Eukaryota, Metazoa, Mollusca, Gastropoda, Stylommatophora, Geomitridae.